Etheostoma cragini (Arkansas darter) is the source of this 1706-nucleotide messenger RNA. RefSeq names its product elongator acetyltransferase complex subunit 6 (gene elp6). The record is from RefSeq and is a predicted model, not a curated record. The transcript is spliced from 7 exons. Bases 259 to 1095 code for a protein of 278 amino acids. Gene Ontology annotation, cellular component: elongator holoenzyme complex. Gene Ontology annotation, biological process: tRNA wobble uridine modification. Lineage: Eukaryota; Metazoa; Chordata; Actinopteri; Perciformes; Percidae.
UUUAUUCGUCUUUUAAAGAAUGCUUCUUGAAGUUAGCACAGCAGCUGGCAAGUUGAGAGGAAAGGAAAGUUGUCUAGCAAAGUAGAAACGUUGACGUUACUUUUUAACCUAUGAAUUUACAAGACACAUUUUGAGGCUGAUUCCUGCUAAUAGCUAAUUUUUUGUUGCAUUAUUUUAGCCCACUCACACACUGUUUAGCUUGUUUAAAUUAGAGUUAGGUUAGCUAGUAUCAUUAGCGUUAUAGUUAGCUAGCUAGCUAUGUAUACAGAGCUCAACAGUAUCUUGAACACCACUCCCGACAGCUUCACACAGGGGGAAUUCGUCUUGCUCUCAGACAGAAAGAGUGAUGCUUCUUUCCUCAUUCACCACUUCCUCUCGUUGUACCUACGAGCACGCUGCAAAGUGUGGUUUCUGGGUCUGGUGCAGUCCUUCAAUCAUUACAGUGCAAUCAGUCAAAGACUGGGCGUCAGCCUAGUACAAGCCAAGGAAAAGGGUCAGCUGGUUUUCCUAGAGGGACUAAAUGAGUCGCUGUCUGUUUUGAUUCCUCAAGAAACUGACACAAGAAGUCAAGCCAUGGGCUUCCUCAGUGAUCCUGCUGUUGGCCUUAAGAGCCUGUUUGAGUUUGUCCGGUCCAGUGUCACUAGUUCUGGUGACGGGGAAGUGGAGGCAGAUGGACCAGAGGAGUGGGGACCGCCGGUGUUGCUGGUGGAUGACCUCAGCGUGCUGCUGAGUCUGGGGGUGAGCGUUGGAGCCAUGCUGGACUUCAGCCACUACUGCCGAGCCACCAUCUGCUCGCAGCUACAGGGCAAUGUGGUGAUGCUGGUACGCUGUGACGGGGAAGAAGAAGAGGAGGAUGAUGGAGAUGAUGAAGGCUCAGAGAGACUUCUGAAGGGCCUGACCCACCAGUGUAGCCUCACUCUUCAUGUUCAGGGUCUCCCCACUGGCUUCUGCAGGGACAUUCAUGGCCAGGUGGAAGUGUGUUGGAGGAGGAGACAAGGUGAUGGGCCGUACACACAGAAGAAACUCUUUCAGUACAAGGUCCAUGAUAAAGGAGUCUCCUUCUUUGCUCCGGGGACGUCCAGCGCUGUUCUCUAGUUGCACCUUUCAACAUCCUUGUUUGCCUUUUGUCUCUUUUAAAUGUGACAACUGACAAUCCACAUGUUGGGUGUUUAGCUAGGUUGGUAGUUGGUGAACUGGACAAAUUUACCAACUACAGCCAGGCUCGCUGCUGUCAACGACCCAGCCUGGACCCCAGACUGUCUGGAGGAAGGACACUGUGAUUGUGCCAGCCCCUCUGCCUACUUCUCACUUCACUUUCCCCUAGCUAUUCAAAUAAGUCAAAUGAAAACAAAAUGACAGUUGAGUCGGAUUAUCAGGCGCGUCUGCUGAAGGUGUGUCUAAAGACCCAUGCUGUUGUCAAUAUUUGGUUAUAAAGUGAAUCUGUUUCUGUGUGUUGCAAGGGGAACUUAGAUGCACUGCUAUAAGUGCAGAUUGUUUUACAUUUGUGAUGGUAAGUGGGCAUUCACAAGCAAUGGACUGACUGCUAGUUUUACUGUAGACCAAAAAAGAACAUACAUUGGUCACAUGGACGGUUGGUGUUCAGCCGACAGAAUAAAAAUGAAUACAUAGGUGAUAAUGUCCACCCAGAGUCAUCUUACCACUGAAUGGACCUUGGUUGAAUAAAAUCUAUUGCCAUAGACGGUAUA